AUGUCUGCUGCUUCAAAUAUAGAUACACUCGUCAAGAAAAAUACAAUUUCAAAAGAGACAGAUAUAUUAAGAAAGGAUUUAGAAAAGACAUCAAAACAAACAUUUAUAGACAUUGAAGAGGAAUCUUUAAAUAAUAUCAAAAAAAAGAUAGUAUCGAUUGAUGAAUCUAAAAAUAUAUUACCAACAACAGAGAGUAAUGGUAUGACAAGAAAUGAUCAUGGUGCUCUUGUUGACAAUAAGAAUACAAAUAAGAAAAAGAAUACAGUAAGAUUUGGAGUUGGAGGUGUAACCAAGGAAAUGAAACGUGAAGCAAAAUUGAUCAAUCUUCAAAGAUUUGCCGAUCCAUCACAAGGACACUUUAGCAGUUCAGACAAACAAAGUCUACCAAAACUAUUUGAAAUUGGUACAUUUGUCGAUAAUCAUACAGACUAUUUUAAUAGAUUCACUAGCAAGGAGAAAAAGAGAGGUACCAUUGGUGAUAUCAUGUCAAACGACAAGGUAUUGAAUUACAUUGAUAAAAAGUCUUCUCAAAUUCAAAAGGAUAGUUAUCAAAAGAAUUAUCUUCGUAAUCUACAACAACAACAAAGAAAAAGACCUGCCAAAAGAGUUAAAUCUUCAGAGUUGGAUUAA
This is a messenger RNA of Cavenderia fasciculata, 630 nucleotides long. RefSeq lists its product as uncharacterized. NCBI's taxonomy places the organism in Eukaryota, Evosea, Eumycetozoa, Acytosteliales, Cavenderiaceae. Gene Ontology annotation, biological process: RNA processing. Gene Ontology annotation, cellular component: nucleolus. The record is from RefSeq and is a predicted model, not a curated record. Gene Ontology annotation, molecular function: RNA binding. The transcript is spliced from 2 exons. Bases 1 to 630 code for a protein of 209 amino acids.